AUCGCCUGGUUAUCAAUUCCAGCAAUUUCCAAGCCCCUACCACCGAAUAUCCCUCUAUAAAAACCAACGGCGAGUGACUGACUUCAUUGACGCAAAAGAUUUUGACACAUCGUGUUGUACCCCUGUGUUGUCAUUUUGUGGACAGACAGAGAACUUCGAUCAUCACAAUUUCACGGGGUAGUCAGGAUUCGGGGAUCUUAAAAGUUAUAAAGUAAGCAGAAAAUGGCUGGAAUGGUGAAUUUCAAGGUUUACUUGAGCUCUGAGGACAAGGUACAACAAGAAGUCCGACGAUUUGGAGUUGAUGUCGACGUUGUGUCAAAUUUUCUGUACUUCAGGGAGAAAUUGCAAAACAUUUUCCCGAGUAUCAGGGGCAGACAUUUCACCAUCUCUUGGAAAGACGAAGAUGGUGAUGAUGUGAUAAUCUCGAGUGACGAGGAGCUUCAGAUAGCCCUGGACGAGACACCCCCCUUGAGCCUUCGCAAGUUCUACCUGACCCUCUACUCUGAGUACGAAAAAUCUGACGAUCACCAGCAGCCGGACGUCUCCCCCAAGGAAUUGGCAUGCCACGCUGGAAUAGUUUGUGACGGAUGUGAAAAACCCGUUCAGGGAUUUCGUUACAAGUGUCUUCAGUGCCCUGAUUACGAUCUCUGUUCGAGAUGCGAGGCGAAAGGGGUCCACGAGGAGCACUGCAUGCUCCGUCUCAAUUUUCCCGUGCAAUGGAAGUCCCAUUAUGGCAGGCGUCUAGCUCACCACAUGAAUCGUUUUGUUCGCAAAACCACUCAUAAUGGUGUUCCGUUCUGCACCCGAGACUCUGAGGACACCCCGAGAUGUCCUUUCAGCAAGAAAAAUAAGAACGAGAAACCAGGAAAGGACAGCAAGUGCCACGCAAAACGUCGCGGUAAAUGCCAGGGCAAUGGGAAUGAGGAGAAAUCCUGGUUGGAUACAUUCACUGUUUACUUGAAUGAUUACGCAAAUCUACCGGAGGAGUGUCCUAUGAAAGAAAAUCCUGCGAGCAAUGACAAGCCUGAGCAAUCUACUGAUGACAACAAGGAAACUAAAAAAUCGGAUUCUCACGUCGAGCUGCUGAAGGUAAUCGGGGAGAAUCUCACUCAGUUCCUCGAUCCUCUCGGUGUCCUCAUGAAUCUCCACAUGAAGGGCAAUGAUAACGUCGGUAAGAGCUCUGCUAGUGCUCCAACAAACCCCAGUGCUCCUAUUUCUGAGGGGUGUAUCUCUUCAACCAGUUCAGAUUCCGAUGUGAGGAGGGAAAAUACGGAGGAGAAGGAGAAUCUGGAGGAAAAAUCGGGGCAGAAUAGUCCUAAGGAGAAGUCUCCAUCUCCUGCAAUGUCGAUAUCUGGUGAUGGAGCUACUGGUGGGGAAAAAACUGAUGUGGGAGGAUGGACCAUCAUUCCACCGACAAAUGGAGCCAUCCCAAAAACUGUGGCACCACCAUCAGCUCCUGUUGUCGAAGAGAAGGCAGCGCAGCCAAUUUAUCCAAAGCUUCCCCAGCCCGAGGAGAAGCCCUCGAAAAUAAUCUAUCAUCCAAAUCCAACCAUCCAGAAUUCUGUCGAAGCUAUGAUGCAAAUGGGGUUCUCCAACGAGGGGGACUGGCUGACCAAUCUUCUCAUUUCCAUGAACGGAGACAUCCCGAAGGCUCUCGAUGCCCUCCAACCCGGUCGCCGCAAUUAAAUGUCUACUAACCACUAUAUUGUACGCACGAUAGGAUUUUUCUUGAGUGUAGAGUUUUAUUCGGUUUCGGGAUUUGAAAUAAAUAAAUAAAUAAUCAAAUAAAAUAA
Diachasmimorpha longicaudata is the source of this 1793-nucleotide messenger RNA. RefSeq names its product sequestosome-1 (gene ref(2)P). NCBI's taxonomy places the organism in Eukaryota, Metazoa, Arthropoda, Insecta, Hymenoptera, Braconidae. The transcript is spliced from 2 exons. Gene Ontology annotation, molecular function: zinc ion binding; K63-linked polyubiquitin modification-dependent protein binding; protein kinase C binding. The record is from RefSeq and is a predicted model, not a curated record. Gene Ontology annotation, cellular component: aggresome; amphisome. Gene Ontology annotation, biological process: mitophagy; aggrephagy; endosome organization. The coding region runs from base 223 to 1686 and encodes 487 amino acids.